UUUUUUUGUAUAUUCUAUCGCGAUAAUAUCUAUCUUAAUUUUUAAUAACGCAAACAUUUUGCGCUAUAUCUUUAUCAUUAGUAUCACGCCAUCUUACAUUUUAUGUGUCAUACUAUUGUAAACUAUACUCGUCAUUGACGUAAAUUUGUGGAAUUAUUCGUAGCCGGGUAUAAUUACGUAUAUUUUUUUGUCUUUUUUCUAUACGUUGAUUUCUAGCAUUUAUAAUACGUAAAUAUGGAUGGAGUCGGUAACUCUACAGAAGUUGAGAUUGGUGGGCCAAGAAAUAUGCAGCAGGCAGCAUCUAGCAAAAAACUGCAGCAAACACAAGCUGAGAUUAACGAAGUGGUGGGAAUAAUGAAAGUUAAUGUAGAGAGAGUAUUGGAGAGAGAUCAGAAAUUGUCGGAGCUUGAGAAUCGAGCCGAUGCGUUACAACAAGGUGCGACACAGUUUGAACAACAAGCUGGUAAACUUAAAAGAAAGUAUUGGUGGAAAAACCUUAAGAUGAUGAUCAUCAUUGGUAUUAUAUGUGUUGUGAUCUUGAUCAUUAUUAUAUAUUCGGCUGUACCGAAUUCUUCAGAAUCUGAAAAUCCUUAAAUCCAGAAUCUUUAGAAUCUGUAAAUCUGGAGCCUGAUAAUGUUGUUUAAGGGUAAUAUAACUUAUCAUAUUUGUCGAGUAUUUGAAUAUUUGGAUUAUACUAUUAAUGAAGUUUAUCUGACAAGAAUAUGUACAGGUUAUAAUGAUAGAACAAAUUUCAAUGUAAAUCUAAUGUAUGAACUGGUUUAUAACAUAAUUCAGGGAUAAAAAUGAUACGCAUAUUUUUGAGACUUAAUCUAUAUGAUCGCACAAUUUGUAUAUUAAAUACAGUAUUAAUAUGGGUGGCCUUUUAUAAAAUAAUAUUGAUGUUAAAAGAUACUAAAGUGUUUUAUGUCGUUGCAAUGCUUAUUGUACGUUUAUCGAGGAUAUAUAAUAUAUAAUGUUUAUACUUU
Messenger RNA from Vespula pensylvanica (western yellowjacket), 986 nucleotides. RefSeq names its product synaptobrevin-like (gene Syb). Gene Ontology annotation, biological process: vesicle fusion; vesicle-mediated transport. Gene Ontology annotation, molecular function: syntaxin binding; SNAP receptor activity. Lineage: Eukaryota; Metazoa; Arthropoda; Insecta; Hymenoptera; Vespidae. Gene Ontology annotation, cellular component: SNARE complex; plasma membrane. The transcript has 3 exons. The record is from RefSeq and is a predicted model, not a curated record. The coding region runs from base 235 to 594 and encodes 119 amino acids.